This is a messenger RNA of Gavia stellata (red-throated loon), 1249 nucleotides long. RefSeq lists its product as uncharacterized. The transcript has 2 exons. Lineage: Eukaryota; Metazoa; Chordata; Aves; Gaviiformes; Gaviidae. The record is from RefSeq and is a predicted model, not a curated record. The coding region runs from base 165 to 881 and encodes 238 amino acids.
UGCACUUCAAAUUUAAGGCACCGCUCCAGGACCCAGCGAGGAGAAGGGACGGCACGGCACUCCGCAUUGCUGCCAGCCCUUCUGGGACAGCUUGCCACUACCAGGUGCCUUCAGCUUUCUGAAUGCCGGUAGGAUUGGCUUAGUCCCUACCUUUCAUCGAAAAGAUGUCCUUUAAACAAAAAGAGCAGGUAUUUUGCAUCAUGAGGGAUCAGCCUGGAUGGGGGAGGUUGGAAGGACGCGUGUUCUGGAUUUGGGAUAAAACGCAGCUUAAUUCCAGUUUGUUGCAGGUCAGGAAAGCCAGAGCAUUCCGGAAGAAAACAGAGCCGAUGGAAAAGUCUCCAGCAAGGCAAUGCAGAGAGGCCGUGGGGAAGGAGCCGGACGAUGGCAGCCUGGCACCCGUUUUGGGGGAGAGCCCCUGCCUACAGGCAUCCGCCGAACAGACCCUGGGAGCGGUGAGGAAACAUGCUGCAGGAGUGACUCACGAGCCAGGAAGGACGGAUAAAGAUCCGGGCAGUCAGCAUUUCGUCACCGAUGCUGCUUCUGACUCCUCUUCCCACAGACGAGCACAAGGGCGAGUUGAUGGAUCAGAAACCACAUGCAUGAACAUGCAGCCGUCAAUAACGUUCGGCAGCUCCAAAGUGCCCAAGGAGAAAAGGAAAACGAUUGGUUUUGUCGCACUGAGAAGAAAGCCACAAUUGGAUUUGUACGCUGAGAAACCGCGCGUCCAGCAAACCGAAGGAGUUUCCAUCUGCAGGAGGGAACUGGGGCACUCCCUCUCCAACAGCAUUUUAGCAGAAAACAAACCCGACGCAAGAAAGCAGUGCUGGCUUAUAAAAGAAAGAAAGAGAGCUAAUGCCUCAAUUAUACUGUACUAUGCAUAGCUAUUUUAGUCUGCAUUUUAAGACAUGUUAGACAUGUGAUAAAGCCACUGCAUAAUCCCCCAAAUAGCUGGGGGAGAAAGGAGCAGCCUGUGACCCAGGUACCCUGUACGGUACCUGCGCUGCCUCUUUCCCCUCCCGCAAACCCAAGGGCGGGAUCCGAGCAAGAAUCACAGCCUUAAGGAAAAAAAAACCACCAACCAAAAAAACCCCAACCCCACUCAACCCAGAAAAAAACACCGCACAAAACAAAAUAGAGCGUUUUGGCACGACAGCUUAGAGGGAAUCACAAGGGAACAGAAAUAGCUUCCAAUCUCAAAAUAUUCAAAGGAUUAGUGGGGCAGUAAAAAAAAAAAAAAGAUUUCAAUAAA